Molecule: messenger RNA, 1559 nt
Organism: Carica papaya (papaya)
Lineage: Eukaryota; Viridiplantae; Streptophyta; Magnoliopsida; Brassicales; Caricaceae
Biological process (GO): ribosomal small subunit biogenesis; ribosomal large subunit biogenesis
Cellular component (GO): nucleolus
Molecular function (GO): RNA binding; DNA binding
Source: RefSeq, a predicted model, not a curated record
UUAUAUUUUCUUCGCUUCUUUCUCCCUGUCGAAAUCGGCAGCCGUGCCCCGCUUCUUCCGUUAUCUCAUAAUCUUCACAACAAAGGGUCCUGGAGAAGCUAGAGAUUGAAGUUCUCCCUCUCUCGUCUCUUUGAACUUUGGAAGGAGAGGCGGUUUGUGGCUGUAGCUGCGCCUCCUGUGUUGAUAGCAGCGGCUCUUUAUGUCUUCUUCGUAGUAAGGGUCUUCACGGCAGCAUUUCAUCUCUUCCCAGCUUCUGAAGAUUUCUAGUCUCCUCUUUGGGGUAGUUUCUCAGUUUGUAUUUAUGUAGCAUACGUUUUGACUAUGGGUAAGAAAAAGGAAAAAGUUAUCCCUGAGUCUGAUCCUAUUGCUGACCUCAAGGGAAUCAUCCACCAGCAUUCUCUAUUUUUUGACAAGUUGAUUGAGCUCAUACCUGCAAAAUUCUAUUUACCAAAUGAUGAUAAGGAGAAGAUAUGGUUUAGGGGACUUAGCAAGGAGGAAAAAGCGUCAGCAAAGAAGAAGACGAGGGAGAACCUCAAGAAUGCUCGCAGAGAUCGAUUAGAUCCAGAAAUAUCGUCUACAAGCACCCUUGAUUUGCUAAAACAAAGCUUGGAGAAGGAAAAACUAAAGAAGGAGAAUGAGGAUGACGAAACAGAUAUUUCACCUGCGAUGGCUGGUCUGGAAGGUGAUGAUCGAUCAGUAACAUAUGAAGAACUCCGACAACGCCUUCGUCGUAAAAUUGAAGAGCUUAGAGCAGGUCGUGGGGGUUCAGAUAAAGCAAAGAAGGAUGAGAAUAUCAAGAAAAAGCAAAUUCAGCAAAAGAAACGGAAGAGAGAGUCUGGAGCCAGGGAAAAGCAUCCUACAAUUGGUAAGCCUUCAGAUAAAGUGCGGAAAGGUGUCGCAGAGGCAUCAAAGGAACUUACAUUUAGUCAUGUUAAAAUUGGAGAUGAGCAAGAGCAUGGGAAGAGGAAGAAGAGAAAAGUUUCAAAGAUGAAGGAGCUUGAAAUGGCCAUGAAAUUGGAAGAAGCAAAGAAAGAUCCCAAGAAAGGUGAUAUCGUUGCAAGCAAGCAUUCAUGGAAAGCGGCAACUAGUCGAGCUGCAGGGAUCAAAGUCCAUGAUGAUCCAAAGUUGUUGAAACAAAGCAUCAAAAAAGAGAAGAAGAGGACUCAGAAAAAUGCUCAGAAAUGGAAGGAAAGAGUUGAAAGCCAAGUGAAAAUGAAAACAGAAAAACAACAAAAGAGAUCAGAGAACAUAGCAGAGAGGAUUCAGCAAAAGAAGAUGCGGCGAAUUGCAAAAAGAGAGAAAAAACUCAUGCGGCCUGGCUUCGAAGGUCGCAAGGAAGGUUCUCUAAAUGAAGGUGAAGGUUAAGUUGGCUACUGAAAUUGUGGGUUAGUUUUCUUCUAUCUGUCUGGAUUACCUAUCAAUCACGUUUCUUUUUUUGAUAGAUAAGUAAAGUUAGGUGCAAGCAGUAGGGAUUUGAACCAUCAAUCUCUCAGUGGAGAGAUAAGGAGGUAACAAACUUAACUUUUGUUCAGUAAUUAUCAAUCACAUUUCUUCUUACA